Molecule: messenger RNA, 1607 nt
Organism: Musa acuminata AAA Group (dessert banana)
Lineage: Eukaryota; Viridiplantae; Streptophyta; Magnoliopsida; Zingiberales; Musaceae
Product: putative clathrin assembly protein At1g33340
Exons: 2
Coding region: 399-1388 (329 amino acids)
Biological process (GO): vesicle budding from membrane; clathrin coat assembly; clathrin-dependent endocytosis
Cellular component (GO): clathrin-coated pit; clathrin-coated vesicle
Molecular function (GO): clathrin heavy chain binding; phosphatidylinositol-4,5-bisphosphate binding; 1-phosphatidylinositol binding
Source: RefSeq, a predicted model, not a curated record
ACCGAACCGGGGAACUAUAAAGAAGGCCCGAGGGUUCGGGCCCAUGGGCCGUCCCCAAGCCUCCGCGCACCGGAGGGCGUCUCCCCCCUCCCGUUCUGGCCGAAACCCUAGCCCCAACCAGCAAGUCGUCGUCUCCGCCGGUAGCCGCCGCCGUUAGAUCGUUGGUAUCAACAUAAUGACAGCUGGUGAUUCUGCACACACUGGUGGAGGCAGAAACACCACCAACUGCGAUCGUGAAAAUGGAUUUGUUAGCACAUCUCCAAAGGGCGACUUGUAGCAUUGCAAACAUCUGCAUGAUUAGAUGAGAUCCGUAGAGCUCCUAGGCUGCCCUCUCUCCACUGUUCAUGCAUGUAUAAAUCCCAUGCAACCUCACGCCAUCUCCUGGACUCCAAAAGGACAUGCUCGUGACGGCGAAGAGCAAGCUUUGGGCAGCUCUGGGCUCGUCCAAAGCCCGCCAUGGCGGCAGGAAGAAGAAGCUCCUCGUCCGGAUACAGGUCGCCGUGGCGAAGUGCACCGGCCACGGCGACGUGCCCAUCGAGGACAGGUACGUGGACGAGAUCCUCUUCCUCGUCUCCAACGCUCCUGUUUCCGCUGCCUUCCUCUCGAGGAGGAUUUCGGCGCGGCUGGCGGCCACACGAGACCCGGUGGUGGCCCUGAAGACCCUCCUGCUUCUCCACCGCCUCCUCCGGGGAGGCGACCGCCGAUUCGAGCGGGACAUAGGCACCCUGUGGUCGUCGGGAGAGCUCGAGAUGGAUCUGUCAUGGUGCUCUCACUCUUUUCUCGUUAGCUACUCCUCGUUUCUGGGAGACAGGAUGGGUUGGAUCAUAAACCACGCCGGUAUGCUGGAGCCAAUUGGGGCACCGCAAUCGCACGAGGAAGAGGAAGCUGAAUCGAUCCUGCACAUGAUAUCGAGAUGCCAAGUGUUUCUCGAUCGGGCAAUGGAUUGCCUGCCGCAUGAGGAGCCGUCAUGGCCAAGCCAGGUGAUGCAGUCAGCACUCGACAUCAUCCUGAAAGAAAGCUUUCGAGUUUAUCGCAGCUUCUGUGAUGGGCUAGCAAUACUUGGGAAAUCUUCAGGAGAUUUAGCUCUCGGCAUCCUAAAAGAGGCAUGCAUCCAAACCCCCAGACUUCACGAGUUCUACGAGAAUUGCAAGAGAAGAAACCUUGGGAAGAUCUUAGACUUCCCGUCCGUUCGAAUCAUCACCAUAGACCAAGUAUCAUCCAUGCGGCAGCACCAGAAUGAGGUCCAGGAAAACAAUGUGGAAGAAAGCGAAGCAUCAAGAAGUAGGUUUUUGUGGAAGCUGGAGACGAAGAUAAGCCAAGUAUGGGUUGCAUUCGAUGAGGAAGAUUCGACGACUUGUGUCAGCUCUGCCGGUGAGAGUCGUGGUUAGGUGGUGCCAAACAUUGACAUGAUGAAUGGGUUUGGAUGGUGAUUCUUCGGAGUUGCGGAGACUGUAUUCAUAGGGCUUGCUUGUUUUGCUUUUGCUUGUUCUUUCUUAUGGUAUCUUGUCUUCCUGAUGUGGAGGAGGAGGAGGGGAUUUUUCUACCAUAAUACUACCAAUAAUCUUUCAAUCAUAUCAAGCACUAUUUAGAUAUGUUUUAAGUUUAGU